Messenger RNA from Haemonchus placei, 1413 nucleotides. The record is from the annotation of a GenBank genome assembly. Lineage: Eukaryota; Metazoa; Nematoda; Chromadorea; Rhabditida; Trichostrongylidae.
AUGGUUAUAUUCACCAAGUUGGAACUGGAUUGUACAGAAUUGAUUGUUAACUUGCGCGAUGAUUCAUUCAAGACCACUCUGAGUGUCCCAUGGGAAUCACCAUUCUUUGCUCUCACUAAGGAUUGUACGCAUGUUGAAGGAGAUUCUUGGUUCAGAGCUCUUUCGGGCUUGAUGGGGAAUAGCUACUAUUUGCUUGUUCAGACAUUGGCAAAGACUCCACUUUGCAGCUUGCUCCCGCUUGGACAACGUGUUAUCGAAAAGUUGGCGCGAUUGAUUGAUGCUGAAAUGGAGUCAAUUGGAGCGAUGAAGGUUGCGAUGCCAAUUCUUGGUUCUCGUCCCUUGUGGGAAAAGGCUUCACGAUGGGACACUAUGGGUUCAGAACUUCUUCGCACCAAAGAUCGAUUAGGAAUGGAGUGGUGCUUGCAGGUGAAUAAGUCUCCUUUGCAUCAACAGUGCGUACUUAUCUAUUUUAAGCCUACCGCUGAAGAGAUGUGCACGCAGUUGGUGGCCCAAUUGCUUCCGCUAAAGAAUAGGAUGUUCCCACUUCUUCUCUAUCAGACUACUGAAAAAUUCAGAGAUGAAAUGAACCCCAGAUUCGGAUUAUUGCGAGCGCGUCAGUUUCUGAUGAAAGACCUUUACUCUUUCGACAUAGACAAGGAGGGCUCUAAUCGAACAUAUGAGAUGGUUUGCAGUGUUUACGACCGUAUUUUCAGGGACAUUCUCGGAUUAGAGACGUAUAAGGUUCCAGCCGCACCUGGAGCCCAUGGUGGUAGUUGUUCCCACGAAUAUCAUUUGAAAAAUCCCUUGGAUGAGGACGGAAUACACUUUUGCUCUAACUGCGGAUGUGGUAGCAAAAGAGAAGAUGGUCAAUACGAAUGCGGGUGUGGCGAUCAAAAUUCUAUGAGCUCGUUCUCGACUAUUGAAAUUGCACACACAUUUCAACUAGGAACUAAGUACUCUCAAGCAAUCAGUGCUCUCAAUAAUAAUAAAACCCCUUUGGAAAUGUGCUGUUUUGGUAUAGGAAUAAGUAGGCUUCUUCCAGCUGUUGUUUCCCUGCUAUCAGAUGAAGGCGAGAGUAUUCGUUUGCCUCCGGUCAUUGCUCCGUUUUCAGCUGCUGUUAUUGUCACGAAGCCGUUGAUACACAAUGUGAUAACUGAUAUGACGCUUACGACAUUGGAUCGCCAAUUAAAAGGAGGAAUCCUACUAGAUGAUCGUGUCGAAGAAAACGUUGGUAAACGAAUCAACGCUCUUCAAGAAAUCGGUAUACCUCGAAUUAUCAUUCUCGGAAAAUCUACCCUUAACACGAUGAGUGAGGUUCCGAAAAUGGAAUUCAUUGAACGGCAGAAGAAUGGCUCUUUAUGCUGGGAGAACAAAGAAUUGUCUUUGAAUGAACUGAUGCAAGCGAUUGGUUAG